Molecule: messenger RNA, 2615 nt
Organism: Eutrema salsugineum
Lineage: Eukaryota; Viridiplantae; Streptophyta; Magnoliopsida; Brassicales; Brassicaceae
Product: telomere repeat-binding protein 4
Exons: 10
Coding region: 317-2326 (669 amino acids)
Molecular function (GO): protein binding
Source: RefSeq, a predicted model, not a curated record
GGUUUUAUGUUUUCUUUGUUAUUUCUAUUCUAGAAGAGAGAGAGAGGGAGACGUGAGAAACGAAAAGAAAAUGAGAAGGAUGAUCGCGAAAUCUUCAUUCUAAAAUCUUUGGGAUUUCGAACUCUGUAAAUUUCUUGUAAUCUUUCUUCAUGGUACAGCAAUUGCUCUAAUCAGAUUCGUGAGGAUAUAUAUUUACUGGGUAAACUAGCGUGAUUCGGAUUUUUCAGUUUGCGUGAUCUAUAAUUAUCUGGCGCGAGAUUGUGAUCCAGGGAUCGCUGGCUGAUCAUUAGCUUCUUUUUUUAUGCAUAAUUGAGAGAUGGUGGUCAAGAGGCGGUUAAAUUGUGGCUCUAAUGGCUUUGAUUUCCCUAAUAUUCCCAAGGCUCCUCGUUCAAGCAGGAGGAAGGUAUCAAUUAAGAGAGAUGAUGUUGAAAGUCAGAUCAGUGCAAUUGAUUUGCUAGCUUCUCUAGCUGGAAAGUUGCUGGAAGAAAGCGAGAGUUCCUCAACGUCUAACUGUGCAUUUGAAGGGGAUAAUCAUGGUCAUUUGGGUGCAGAGGUUAAGCAAGAACUUGAAGAUGUCUAUGACAAGCCUUGUAAAUCCGAGUUUCCUCAUCAAGGGAUCCCCGCGUCAAAGUCGACUAGUGACAAUACUAGCGAGACGUGUUUGCAAAUUUCGUCUCUGGAAAAUGAUUCCAUUGUGGAGCAAACACCGGUUUCUGAUUGUAAGAGAGCUCGCGGUUUGAAGCCCCUAUUACGGUGUGAAAACAAGAAAGGGGAUUGUGAUUUUCUUGUUGGAUCAGGUGGCAUCUCUGAGGAGACAAGUGUUGUUAACGUGGAUGCCGGGUUUGACCAAGGAGAAGCGAUCAAUGGCUUGGAAGAAGGUGGCUUAACAGCUGAUACUUUCAGCUUAAAGGAUCCAAGUCAAUUACAUGUGCAAUUUCCAGAACCAGUCCACCUGGAUGGCGAUGUAAAACUGCCAUCAGGCACGGACGGUGUCCCUAAUGGUUCUUUUGCAGUAUACGGGAAUCAUUCUAAGUUAGUUUGCAGAGAUGAUGACGAAAACUAUUGUAAGUUCUAUAAAUUUAGUGACAAAUGUAAGUCAUUUAGGCCUUUGACACGAGUUGGAAAUCGAAGAAUAAAGAAGUCGGUGAUGAAAAAAUACGGGAGAGCAGUCCCCAGGAUGAAGUGUUUUGAAGACACUAGAACAGAUGGUUGUUUAAAGGCUUUUCACCGCAAGAGAAAAUUAUGUUAUGGUUACAACCCAUGGAAGCAGGAGACUGUUCAUAGGAAGAGAAGAUUGUCUGACAAAGGCUUGGUUGUUAAUUCUGAUGGAGGACUCAGUAGUGAAAGUGUUUCCAACUCACCUGAGAAGGGAGAAUCAGAAAGUGGUGUGUUCUCUGCCGCAGUAGGUCUUCAUUCAAAGGACUCUCGUGUAAAGUUCAGCAUCAAGUCCUUCAGGAUUCCCGAGCUUUUUAUUGAAGUUCCAGAAACAGCAACAGUAGGCUCACUAAAGAGGACGGUGAUGGAGGCUGUUACUGCUUUACUCGGUGAUGGGAUACGUAUUGGCGUGUUAGUCCAAGGGAAGAAAGUUAGAGAUGACAACAACACUCUAUCACAGACUGGUCUUUCGUGUAGAGAAAAUCUUGGCAACCUUGGCUUCACCUUGGAGCCUGAUUCCGAAAAAUUGCCUGUACCUCUUUGCUCCGAAAAUCCUAUAAUUUCUAUGCCAACUGAUUCUUCAAAUCUGUCGGAAAGGUCCGCAGCUUCUCCCACGUUAGAUUCUAGAAUCCCUUUUCGUCUUCAAGAUGCAGAUCACGUGAUUAAUUCGGAAAAUUGUAUGGAGAACAAUCAGGAGUUAGUUCCAUAUCAGAGUGACAUAUCAGCUGAUGAACAAGUUUCAUUAGAUUCAAGAGCGCUGGUUCCAGUUUCAGCCUUGGAAUCCAAGGCUCUUGCAAUUGUUCCAGUUAACGAGAAACCUAAGCGUACAGAUCUUUCACAGCGCAGAACCAGGAGACCAUUCUCUGUUACAGAGGUAGAAGCUCUAGUACACGCAGUUGAGGAACUUGGGACUGGAAGAUGGCGUGAUGUGAAAUUGCGUUCUUUUGAGAAUGCAAGUCAUCGAACCUACGUGGACUUGAAGGACAAAUGGAAAACUCUGGUUCACACGGCAAGUAUUUCACCGCAGCAACGAAGAGGAGAACCAGUGCCUCAAGAACUGCUAGACAGAGUCUUGGCAGCACAUAGGUAUUGGUCACAGAACCAACUGAAACAGAACGGGAAACUUCAGGCGGCUGCAACAAUGGUGGUUAAAACAGGCUCGUCCAUGUAAAGGAGGAAAGGUAUAACAAUAACUUUCACUUGACGGCUAAGGAACCAAUGUGGGCAACUGUACAAAGACAAAACAACAGAAGCAUACUUUAUUUUAUUUUUCCAACUUGAGGAUUUUUUUAAUCAUAGCUGGCAGAAACAAUACCUACUUUUGGUUACUUUUAUGUUACAUCUGUUCAUUUCAGUUCCUAAUUGAUUUGACUUUGUAAUAUGGUAGUGGUGAUAGGUCUUUGAAGACAUUCUUUUAUUUUUUUGUAAUAUUGACAUGUAAUUUUAGACAAAUUCUUUUA